CUUCAGUGAUUCGCCCUUCGAGAUUACACUUAUUUACUUGUAGUAGCACGGAUAUGUGCUGCCAUCUUACACUACUUUAGAGCAACCAUAUUUAAAAAAAUAAUUAUGCGCGCUCUAAUGUGGGUAUCUCUUACACGUUUUGUGUGGCUGCCAUCGCGCACGUAUUUUUUUAUCGUUAUUAGUUAUUUGGAUAUUUUAGUGGGUUUUUUGUGUUUAAAUCAUGGGAAAACGAAAACACCACGACGAAGAAGAGUAUUUGGCUCGAAAAAUCAGAAAAUACGAGAAAAAGAUGUCUCGAGUUCGCCGUAAACAAAGGAGUUACCGCAGUGCAUCCAUUUCAAGUUUAGAACGUGAUCGAUAUUCGGAUAACGAAUACCCCGGGUCGCCGCAGGAGACUCCACAAAACGGAGGAGCCCCUUAUGAAGUAAAUUUUACAUUAAAUCAAACUUCACAUUCAAACGUCUCGGCUACCAAUAGUAUAUCCGUGCCCGCACCGACGGCAACUUUUGCUCCCGCACCUGAUCCUACUUCUGUUGUUAUACCCGUGGCCACGUCCACGCCAAAUAUACCGCCGCCGCUAGAAAAUGCGCCUACGGAAGGUAUACAGGAAUUAGACCUACAACCUGAUAUUUUGUGUUUACUCGGAGAAGAGCCUGUGAGGGAAGAGAAGUUCGGUGUGAAUGUUCACAAAGACAUUGCUAGCCGCUGGUCUGAUAUAUUAGUUAAUGGUAUUAAGGAUCAAACUAAAAAUGAGAUAUUGAAGGCCUAUAAUGUACCUGAUAAUCUUAGAGUUGCUCAGGCUCCGACACUUAAUCCUGAAAUAAGAGCGGCGGUGAAUGAAAGUGCCUUGAAGAGAGACGAUAUUCUGAUUGAUAAACAGAAGAUUUUGUCUGUUGUCAUAACAAGUUUGGCAAAUACAAUCACGUCUGUUUUGACAACUACUUCCAUCGACGAGACGUUCAAGUGUCAGAUGUUAAAAUGCCUUAGUGAUGCCGGUAGACUCUUGUGUCAUGCACAUUAUGAUGAGACACAAACUAGAAGGAAUUUUUUGCUGUCGUGCCUUAACAAAGAGAUCAAAGAUAGUGUUAAGGACCUUAAACGUGAUCACAUGUUAUUUGGUACUGAUCUUCAAGAUAAUUUAAAAUUUAUGAAAGCUAUUAUAAAAACAGGUUCCGAGUUAAAAUCUUCGGCUGCUAAGCCGAAGUUACCACCCAAAAAUUUGCAACCGAAAGGAUCAACUCCAAGGGCUUUAAACUGGAGGGGCCCGCCACCGCCGCAGUCACAGCCUCGCCGCGCGCCAGCGAGACCGAACCCGACGGCUGGUGGGCGCAAGCAGCAGCCAUCAACGCGCCGUGCGACGGACCGUCGUGCUCCACGUCAGCAGAGCCGGCCCUCGCGCCGCUAGCCGAGGUGAACGGCACUAAUGUACAGGCUGGUAGAUUGAAAUAUUUCUAUUAUAAUUGGUUACACAUCACGAA
This is a messenger RNA of Helicoverpa armigera (cotton bollworm), 1478 nucleotides long. RefSeq lists its product as uncharacterized. NCBI's taxonomy places the organism in Eukaryota, Metazoa, Arthropoda, Insecta, Lepidoptera, Noctuidae. The record is from RefSeq and is a predicted model, not a curated record. The coding region runs from base 221 to 1405 and encodes 394 amino acids. The transcript is spliced from 2 exons.